Molecule: messenger RNA, 1647 nt
Organism: Balaenoptera musculus (blue whale)
Lineage: Eukaryota; Metazoa; Chordata; Mammalia; Artiodactyla; Balaenopteridae
Gene: CRLF3
Product: cytokine receptor like factor 3
Exons: 8
Coding region: 65-1381 (438 amino acids)
Molecular function (GO): protein binding
Source: RefSeq, a predicted model, not a curated record
CGGCGCCCGGGACAGUCGGGAACCGCGCCCGCAGCCGCCGGCCGCGCGGCCGGACGAGGGGACGAUGGAGCUGGAGCCCGAGCUGCUGCUGCAGGAGGCCCGCGAGAGCGUGGAGGCGGCGCAGAGCUACCGGCGGGAGCUAGGCCAGAGGCUGCAGGGGCUGCGGGAGGCGCGGAGGCAGAUCAAAGAGAGUGCAUCCCAGACAAGAGAUGUCCUCAAACAGCAUUUUAAUGAUUUAAAAGGAACCCUUGGGAAGCUCCUGGAUGAGCGAUUGGUGACCCUUUUGCAAGAGGUGGACACCAUUGAACAGGAGACCAUUAAACCACUAGAUGACUGCCAGAAGCUGAUAGAGCACGGAGUUAACACUGCAGCGGACUUAGUCCAAGAAGGUGAGAUCGCCAUUCUGGGUGGUGUAGGAGAACAGAAUGAAAAACUGUGGAGCUUUACCAAAAAGGCCUCACACAUCCAGUUGGACAGCUUACCAGAGGUGCCUUUACUGGUUGAUGUGCCUUGCUUAUCUGCUCAGUUGGACGACUCAAUUCUUAACAUAGUGAAAGACCAUAUUUUCAAGCACGGAACGGUAGCAUCUCGCCCACCAGUACAGAUAGAAGAAUUGAUAGAGAAACCCGGAGGCAUCAUCGUGCGAUGGUGUAAGGUGGAUGACGACUUUACCGCCCAAGAUUACAGGCUCCAGUUCCGUAAAUGUACUUCCAGUCAUUUUGAGGACGCGUAUGUAGGCUCUGAAACUGAAUUCAUAGUAUUGCACAUAGACCCCAAUGUUGAUUAUCAGUUCAGAGUCUGCGCCCGAGGAGAUGGCCGACAGGAGUGGAGUCCUUGGAGUGUCCCCCAGAUAGGUCAUUCCACGCUGGUGCCUCAUGAGUGGACAGCUGGCUUUGAGGGGUACAGUCUGAGCAGUCGAAGAAACAUAGCGCUUCGGAAUGAUGCUGAAUCGUCCGGUGUUCUCUACUCCAGCGCUCCCACUUACUUCUGUGGGCAGACAUUAACAUUCAGAGUUGAAACUGUGGGACAGCCAGACAGAAGAGACAGUAUAGGAGUGUGUGCAGAAAAACAGAACGGAUAUGACUCCCUGCAGCGGGAUCAAGCAGUUUGCAUUAGUACAAAUGGUGCAGUUUUUGUAAAUGGAAAAGAAAUGACUAAUCAGUUGCCCGCAGUUACUUCUGGGUCCACUGUCACAUUUGACAUUGAAGCUGUGACUCUAGGAUCCAGCAAUAAUAACGAAGGCGGAAACAUCAAGCUUCGAGUAACUAUUAGCUCAAAUAACAGAGAAGUGGUGUUUGAUUGGUUGCUCGAUCAGUCUUGUGGUUCUCUUUACUUUGGAUGCUCGUUUUUCUAUCCUGGGUGGAAAGUGCUGGUAUUCUAGAUUUUCAGAUGAUUGGCUUUGGGUUUGCAGGGGUUUCACAUAGCUUUCCUCAGCCCAGUUCAGUUGUCAUUGGUUUAAAAAAUCGUUAGAUUCAUCUCUCAGUUAAGUCAUUGGAAACAGAAAUUAUUUACUGGAUUUAUUUUCCAGUAUCUUAGCAAUAAGAGGCGUGAAUAUUGUGGACAAAACAGUAAUGCAGUCCAUUUUAUUUUUAGCAUAGUGUUAAUUGGAAUAUCACAUCACGAUAAAAAUCAAAUUGGCUUUUAAAA